GCCGGACUCAUAACUCUGGUUUACUUGUGUGAGUAGUUAGUUAAAAAAAUAAAGCACUUAGCAAGUGACACUAGUUAAAAGUGUUUGUUUGUUGUUUAUGUGCCAAACACAGUCACCCAAGGGACCUUUGAGCGGAACAAGAAGAUGGUCCAGUUAAACAACCUGACAAAAGAAUUAGACCAGUUACAGACCAGUUUCAACAAUCUGGCUGAAGGACAAAACCAACUCCAAAAAAGGUUGGAAGACAUGAAUAAAGAGAGAAAAGAUUUUCAGAGAAAGAUUCGAGACGAAGGUUGUUAUAAGUGUUGGAGAAGGUUUGGCAGCAGCUAUUACUACAUAUCUACUGAGCAGAAGACCUGGAAUGAGAGCAGAAAUGAGUGUCUGAGGGAAGGAGCUGACCUGGUGAUCAUUAACAGUGAAGAGGAACAGCGAUUUUUGCUCAAAUUGAAGAAAACUGUUUGGAUUGGGCUGACUGACCAACAUGAGGAGAAUGUCUGGAAAUGGGUGGCUGGGACAACUCUGGCUACAAGAGAGACAGAGCUGGUGCUGGCAGUGGAUACACACCCGUGCUUCUCUGCAGCAGUUCAGCGGCUGGUGUCGCUGAAGCACGUGUGUUCCCCGGAGUAA
Seriola aureovittata is the source of this 627-nucleotide messenger RNA. Its product is annotated as CD209 antigen-like protein D. The transcript is spliced from 4 exons. NCBI's taxonomy places the organism in Eukaryota, Metazoa, Chordata, Actinopteri, Carangiformes, Carangidae. Bases 145 to 627 code for a protein of 160 amino acids. The record is from RefSeq and is a predicted model, not a curated record.